Messenger RNA from Coccomyxa subellipsoidea C-169, 2148 nucleotides. RefSeq lists its product as hypothetical. The coding region runs from base 1 to 2148 and encodes 715 amino acids. The transcript has 12 exons. The record is from RefSeq and is a predicted model, not a curated record. Lineage: Eukaryota; Viridiplantae; Chlorophyta; Trebouxiophyceae; Coccomyxaceae.
AUGGCUUCAGGUCAACACUUGGAUGUUGCGGGGACGAAGGAAGUUGUAGCUGUGCUGCCUGCGGUGGAGCCGGGGAAGAGGAACAUUGGUCAACAUGCCCACGAACUUGACUACGUGAUGGUGAACGAGGAUGCCAACUCUUCCCAGGAGCAGUCAGCCUGUGCUACGCCUGUGGGAACCCCACUGCACAUUGCCUCUCCAGUUAAGAUCCUGGACUUGGUUGUGCCCUCCCCGGACAGCUACCCCAGCCCACGCCUGCACUUUGCCACCAUCAAUGCCAAGAGCGCGGCAGCGCUCGAGGCGGUCUUUGGGAAAGACUUUGACGUAACCGAUCAUCUUGGCGUCCAGCUCAUCAAGGAUGCUGGAGAAGAAGGCGAGGAGCGCUCAAGGGUGGUGUCUGAGGGGGCGGAGAGCUUGGUCAGCCAGCCAGAAGGGCCCUGCCUUGUCCUGUCCGUCCCGGCAAAGCAGCUCCCUCCUCCCGAGGUUGGGGAUGCACAAGAGAAGGAGGUUGCAGUGGGUAGCCCUGUGUCGAGCCCCAAGGCGGUACCAUUGUUGAAGGAGCGGCUGGCCGAGGCGUUGAGGGAGAUCGAGCGGCUGCGUGCUGCGCUGGAGGAAGCGAACCAGCAGCAGGAGUGGGUGCUGGGCAACGUGGUCAAGAACAGCGAGGCCGAGAAGGAGGAGCUCACCCGCGCCCUGCAGGAGAUGACCGCGUCGCGCGACGCGCUGGAGCUGGAGCUGAAGCACAACGAGAAGGAAUUUGCCAGCUUGGUCACCGAAGAGCUGGAGCAGCGCUUUGCGCGCUUUGAGGACAUCACCCUCGCCGCCGUCAGCAAGCUCGGCCCCUCCGGCACCCCCGCCCUCGCCGCCCUGCCUGCCCCGUACCGCACCCCGACAGGCCCGGCGCGGAUCGCGCCGCCGGCGGUGGCGGAGGGCCGAGUGCUGGGAGCGCCGACGCCGGCGCCAGUGCGCAGCAACAUCCUGAUGGCACACCUGGGCACGGUGGGCCCCAACAUGACCCUGCUGGAGGCGCUGCAGUCGCGGCAGGCCACUGACGCCCUCAAGGCCAUGGACCGCGCGCGCGAACCCGCCCGGCCCCUCGACAUCUGCCUCCAGGCCCGUGCGCGCCCCACAGUCGCCCCCGCCGACGCUCCGGCUGUCCUGCGGCCGCCGACGUCCUCAUUCGCAGCACGCCUGCGCAGCUCCCGCCUCGGCCGCGUCUUGGGUGCCAGCGCAGGCGCCAUCCGAUCUGCAGGACAGGGGUCCCUGCGGGCCAUCAGGACGACUCCGUCAGCGCUCAAGGCGUCAGCGGCCGCCGUGGGAAGCGCGGUGCAGCACGGGGCCGUGGCCGCCGGCUGCAGUGCCAGAUCUGGCGCCCAGGGCAUCGCAGGCGCCGCCGCUGUCAGCGCCUCGUGGGUCCAGCACAAUCUCACAGUCAGCAAGGCAAAGCACACCAUCGCCCAGGUGCCGUCUGCCGCGUCCAAGCCUUUCCUGUUCUUUGGCCACCUCAGCAAGCAGCUCUCCAACUUCCUCCACCGCAAGGACGUCCUCGAGGUGCUUGAGAUGUACUGGGGGAUCACGGCGGCCAGCCUGCUGGCGGUAAUGACGGUGUUCCUGGGGGCGUUGGCUCUGGAGGGCGCACGCGACGUGCUCUGCCGCCCCUCGCUCGCCGCCUGGGAGCCCCAGCACGCGGCGCUGACCACCAUGCAACAGCUGUCGGACCAGGCGAGCACGCUGGGGGCGGAGACGCGGCGGUACGACGAGGCGCUGGCGGCCGCUAUGGACGAGACGCUGCGCGCGUCCAAGGAGUCGCUGUCGUCCAUGCUGGAGGCCAAGCGCGCCAUGCACGACCGCGUCGCCGCCGCCGAGCGCCGCGCCAUCCGCGCCGAGCACGCCGCCAAGAAGGCGCGCCUGGCGGCGAUUGAGGCGGCUGGCAAAGUCGCGGCCGAUCCGGCGCCCGACGCCGCAAAGCCGGAGCAGCCGCCACCAACGAUACACUCCGACAAGGCGGCGGUGGACGAGGAUGACGUAUGGCGGAUGGACCCCGAGGAGCUCUUCAGCUGGAGCGGCUUCCCCGACAUCGACCUGCGUUCGAUCGCCGACAAACUUCGCGACCGCGGCUGCAGCGCCUUCCGCCGCCCCCGGGACUGA